ACACAAGAUGGGAGGUGUGAACACGAAGGAGGUAGUUGAGGCACUUGAUGCGACAGAUAGCAGAACAACGCCUCCUCACAUGGGAAGAAAAACAAUCCUCAGCACAGAUCCAAGAUCACCAACUGAGGAGAUAUGUCGAACACCAAUAGUAGUUGACAACUCUCCCAGCAUCGACACGCCAAGCUCAUCAAUAAUUGCUCACCGAUCCCGUGUUCUGGAGGAAGACCCAAGGUCACCGUCCAUUGAGGUCAGCAGGACUCCGAUACAGGUCGCAGAGACGCCUGAUAUCCACAGGAACCAGCCGGGAGUGAGACACAGACCCAAACAUCUGCAUAUCGGCACGACCACGCCUGUACACUGUGCCCCGCGCGACCCUGCCACCGAGCCAGCGAGCGACCCACGUUCGCCUACCAAGACAAUAGCAAGGACGCCGAUACAGGAGGACCACGUAUCCGUCGAUCUAGACGACCCGCGAUCUCCCACGGGUGACAUCGCUCGAACGCCCGUCUUCACGAGCGAGCUUGCCGCCGAUAGCCAGGCAGAAGCACUAGCGAGAGGGGAAAAGACACCAGCAUAUCAUAAACUGUCCGAAAGUUCCGACAUUUCUAGUGGCGACCUUGUAGCAGACGGCGAGACGACGAGCUUACUGCCAGACGAAUCGGUCGGCAUGAAGCAGCUGCAGCCGAAAAAGCUAUUCGAGAAGAACGCCGGGGGAAAGAUGGCUGCCGCCCGUGCUGCUGACACCCCAAAGUACCUGCUGCAGCGUCGCCAAAGCGAGCGACUCAACAGUGACCUAGAGGGCGCUGCCGAGGACAAGGAGAACCUGACGCAAUCGUGAAUGCGCGGCUGAAAAGAUGCCAUCGUCGUAGCAACACGUGUCGCCACCAUAGCUACUCGCGGUCAGCUGCGCGUUCGAGGUUAGUGUUUACUGGGAUUUGCUCAUGGGGACUAUUAUAGUUGGGGGGAUUGGAAGCAGGGAAGAUGCCAGGGACGCAUGAUGGGAAGGUCAAGUGAAGGUAGCGCAGCAGAGUAAGGUGCGAGCUGUAUGGAGUAGAUCACGUAAUGUCUUUCAGGCUCCACAAAUAAUUGAUGUAAAUGCCGAGGUUUUAUAUUGUGGAUUUCCAUGAUUUAAUUGUACGUACGCUUGCAGCAUUCCAUAGAGAGUGCGUUAUAGAUUGGAGAUGCUGUCACUGCGUUAGUUGGCCUGUAUCAACGAAUGGUCUUAGAAAACAUUCCAGAUGUUGAUUACCCUGUAAGCUGCAAUGUGAGGCAUGCGCCUUGAUUGUUUGAAGAUAUCUGCCGCUCCCGUAACUGCACUAAUAAUGGGAAAUUUGUAUCGGCGACUUUCACUUAUUUCCGGGAUGCGUGGAUAGAACGAAGUGCAAGGCAAUAUUGAUCAGAUGCGUGCGGAAAAUCAAUAGCCGUAGUCUCUUUGCCGACUUAUUGAGCUAAUGCAGCAACUGCCAACUGAUUAGUGAGGCUGACAGUUGCUGUGGCCACAGUGAGGGAUGAUGGUUGGGCUGCGGUGUUUCGUAACUUUGUUGUGCUGUGACAGCUAAGUGCCAACCUGAUUUGAAUGCAAGAAUCAUCUGUUUAUCUCAUAAUUGGUACGAAAAUAUGCUGGUUUGUGUGUCCAUUUUUAUUAUCUUUCUCGCAUAUCUGUUGGUGGUGGGUUUUGUCGUAAGUUGUAUAAUAUGCACGUCGAGGUCGCUAUACGUAUGUGGCAUUUGUUAAUAAGAUGCGCAGACCUCCGUUACGGUGCACAAAAGAUUGCAUUCCUAGGUUUGAUGUUGUUAGCAAACAUAUUCGGGUCUUUUUUGAUAUAAUGGUUAUGAAAAAGUAAUUGUGCUGGAUUAGAAAAUGAGAAAACCUCAUUAUACAAUCUUGUACAAUCUUAUACAUCUCUUGACAUGUGAGAUAACGUUUUAAUCAUACUUCCAUAUUACUACGUGUGCACCCGUAAACAGUUAAACAAUAGGUUUCAGCACUAAACAGUUAAACAGUACUUCAUUUUUUGAGUGAGAAUUUGGUUUUUGAUGAAUGGUAGAUUGGAAAACAAUUCGAAUCCGUUGCUACCUCUUUGCUAUAGGUCAGAAGAGCAUAUCACCCAACCUGGUGCCACUAUAUUUCUUACCUUUAAGGGCAAGCAUUCAAGGGUCAUAUUCCGAAAUUGAAUCUUGUUGCGUGCAUUUUUAUUCCGUUCAAAACAAUGCAGUUACUCUAACAUAAUCACGUUUUAGAAUAGUUAUGUCCAUAUGUGCAAUUUGUAGAGACACCUUAGGCUUCAUAUGAUGCCGAUUUUAUUACCACAUGCAAGAUCAUAAAGCUGCUGCAAUAUUAUUCGCGUAAACAUCGAAGGUUAGAUUUCAUUUCUCACGUGGUGGGAAAUAUUUCUACCGAUAUAAUAACGUGACCACACGUAAACGCCCAGCGGACGUGGGCGCGUGAAGUGUCUAUUGUAAGUUGCGCGUAGAAUAAUAUGAUGGCUAAUGUCACAAAGGAAGUGAUGCCUGAUGCAGGUGACGGAAUGCUCAGGUAUAAUAAUCAUUGUUUGAGUAAUAAACGUCAGAAUAAUUGUAAAUAAAACUUUGUGGUAAUAUUUGGCGCAUGGUCAGGAUCUGCAGGAACGUUUUAUUCCUCAAAUAUUACGUUGUACCAUCUUAAGGUCUAGAAUAGUACUUUAUAGUUGACGUGGUAUAUAUUAUAUAUGAAAACAUCUUGAAUAAUAAAAAGAUAUUCAAGAUGUGGCAGGGUACUUAACACGUACCUUGAACAUUUUCAUUUUGGGUGGUCAUAUACAUUGGUGAUUACCGAUUUAUGACGACUGUGGUGAUUUUUUUAUGAAAUGGGCUCUGUACUGUUUGCAUAUAUUUCUUUGAUUUGCAUUCUGAUGGAUGGAAUAAUAGUAUGAUACUGACAUUGCUAUGGUUAAUUCAGUCGUUUUGAGACGUUACGUAUGCAUACAACAGUAAUAAUGCCUUGUGUAGAUGUUGUUUUUCUGCAGAUGUAUUCCUGAACCGGUGGAUCGAUUUUUGUUUAGUGGUACAGGAUUGGCAGAUAAGCAUUUUGCCAGCUAACACUGAACUGUAUAUAUAGCUAUUAGCGUAAUGUAUUUUGUAUACAGCAAUGACAUAUGAUGUUGUCGCGAAGUAAAAUAUACAGUUUGGAACAAUUAA
This is a messenger RNA of Priapulus caudatus, 3176 nucleotides long. Its product is annotated as cell division cycle-associated protein 3-like. The record is from RefSeq and is a predicted model, not a curated record. NCBI's taxonomy places the organism in Eukaryota, Metazoa, Priapulida, Priapulimorpha, Priapulimorphida, Priapulidae.